Messenger RNA from Haliotis rufescens (red abalone), 2324 nucleotides. RefSeq lists its product as uncharacterized. The coding region runs from base 102 to 2324 and encodes 740 amino acids. The transcript is spliced from 4 exons. The record is from RefSeq and is a predicted model, not a curated record. NCBI's taxonomy places the organism in Eukaryota, Metazoa, Mollusca, Gastropoda, Lepetellida, Haliotidae.
UGUAAGGAAAGUACUACCUGUUGCUACCAUAAACAAGAUGUCAGCCUCCAUGUCGUCUGCUUUACAGUGGAAUAAUAUUCAUUUUCUACUUUGUUGCUGUCAUGACUGAGAGUGAAAAUCAUCUAAAUGGUGAGAAUGAUAGUCACUGCAUCAUUUGUGAUCAAGCAGGAUGGGAUGCUAACUUAUCCACAAAGGGCUUCCUAUCAAUUAUUUCUUCGUCUAAGAAAAGACAAGAUGGAAAACAUGAACAACUGCUGCCUCUUAUAUCUAAUAAACAAGCAUUUGUUGUGCAUGAACAAUGCAGGAAGUCAUAUACUUCAUCAAAAAACAUACAUUAUUUCUUGAAGAAAAGAAAUUAUGAACUUGAUACUUUACCGCCAAGAAAUCUUCGCACAUUACAAAUCAAUUUUGAUUUCAAGACUCACUGUCUUAUUUGUGCAGAAUGUAUUAACUUUCCUAAUGUUGAAAAGAAUCCAAAAAGACAAAGCAUAGGUUCAGUUGAAAUUGUUGACAAAUUGGAUAAAUGUAGCACUUUGCAGAAUACAUUAUUGGAACUAUGCUCCAAGCGUUCAGAUAAGCAGGCUCUGGAUGUCAAGUCAAGAAUCAUAUGUGCUGGAGACAUAAGAGCAGCAGAGGCAAUCUACCAUCGCCAAUGUUUGCAAACUUUUUUACGCUGUAAACAAGACUGUGAUACGAAUGAAAGAAAUCUAAAUUCGACAAAUUCUGAAGGUUUCAGUAACUUGUGCACCUGGUUGUCAUCACAAACUGGGAGUCAGUUUACUAUAUCAGAUCUACAGGUAAAACUGUCUUCAUUUCUUCCAGAGGAUGUUGAACCUUACAGUGUUAAACAUUUGAAACGCAAACUGCAAGAUCAUUUUGGCAAUAAACUGAGUAUAACUGAACUAGGAGGAAAGAAAAAUGUAUUCCAAUUUAGACAUACAGCUUCAGAGAUUUUACACCAAGCUUUUCUUACUGAUGACCAGGAGGAUGGUGAUGAAUUGAUUGCCAAGUCACGCCAAUUGGGAAAAAAGCUCAGGAAUCUUUUAUCUGACAUCAAAUUUGACACUGAACACUUUCCCUCGCCAGAUGAAUUAAACAUCAACGCUUUAGAGAGUCAAGUUCCUGAAGCUCUACUGGUUUUCAUGAAGAGACUUUUAGGAUUAUCUUCAACAUCUUCAGAUAGAAAUACACUGCAAAUGAUAUCUCUAUGUCAUAUCUUGAUGAAUGCUGUUGCCCCAAAUCCAUACCAGUCUCCAUUGCUGUUCUCUACUGGUUUAUUCAUCCACCAGACUACAAGGUCAAAACUUGUACUCAAUCUCCUUUCAUCCUUAGGAAUGACAAUGUCAUAUGACACUAUUUUGGAUUUUGAAAGAUCUGCCGUUACAAGUAGAAACAUUGAUGACCUUCACCCAGGCAUUGGUGUCAAUGAAGAUGGCACAGAAGGAUUUUGUCAGUGGAUAGCUGAUAAUUUUGAUUACAAUGAGGACACAAUAAGUGGCCACAAUAGCACACAUGUCAUGGGAAUUAUCGCAUGUCAGACACCUGCAUCAACACAGAAACUGUCAGUGAGAAGACAAAAAAACUAUGCUACAGACAUUCUUGCUGCUGGUGAUUUCAGCAACAUACAACCCUACAGAAAUCAUCAUACAAACGCCAUGGCAAAGGUAAAAUUUAAUCCGGUGGUCGAAGUUAUAGUUCCAAAACUGAAGCAAUUCCUCUUCCAAGACAUAGUGUGGAUGCUCUCCAAUUUCAGAUCACAAAUCACCCCAGGAUGGCAAGGGUUCAUGUCUGAUGUGACACAUGGGGAGUAUAUGCAGUCUAAAGUACUUUAUCAUCCAAUGAUACCACUCAAUCCGCAGACAAAUGAAGCAGUCUAUUCAACAAUGAUGUUUGUAGACAAGCAACGUCAGAAGAUUGGACAGUGUUGUGCACUCCUCACGUUUGAUCAACCACUCUACGCCAAAGCUUACAAAAUCAAAACAGAAAAUCCUCUGGAUUUCGAACACAUACAGCUUCGCCUUGGAGGAUUUCAUCAGCUGAUGUCCUUUCUUGGAUCUGGAUCACUACAUAUUCUUCUCUUUGAACAGCCUCAUGAAGACAUCAUGGAUGAAGAUGGUGACAAUCGUGAACACGAAAAUGAUUCUGUAGGUAGUGGUUCUUUGUCAGAUAUUGAACAGAUUGCUAAAGAUAUUUCACGUCGGGAAAUUCAAUUUGAUGACUUUGAAGAGACAGUGGAUAACAUUCUGGGCAAAGUUGACAAAGAAAAGAGCAAUUACAUGAGAAAGUCACAGUUUUUGGAGAAUCAUCUGUUCCUCUCCAAGUAA